This is a messenger RNA of Phytophthora nicotianae INRA-310, 2092 nucleotides long. RefSeq lists its product as hypothetical. The record is from RefSeq and is a predicted model, not a curated record. Lineage: Eukaryota; Oomycota; Peronosporomycetes; Peronosporales; Peronosporaceae. The transcript has a single exon. Bases 1008 to 2030 code for a protein of 340 amino acids. Gene Ontology annotation, molecular function: protein binding.
AUAGUAUUACUGCUCGAAGAUGGAGCUCGAUGGCGCGGUGAAGGCGGCACAUGAGGUGCUUGCGCGCGCCGACGCUGACGCUGCCUAUUGGAUGCAGCAGUACAAGCGUUGUGUCGAGGACAUCCACAACUGGGUGGAGGCUUCACCCCUCGACGAAGAAGAGUCGGCGCCACGCUACCGCCUUCUCCAGCAGACACUUCAGGACACGCGCCACGGCCUCGACUACGCCGUUCGCACAGCUUCCGAUGCGCGACAAGAGCUUGCCAACGCGCGACAAUUCUACCUCGCAGCAAGGACAAUCACUCCGGUGUCAGCUCUACAUGUAGCUCCCGCUUCACCGUCAAUCCCGACAGUUUCAACCGAGUUGAGCCCGGCGCCGUUCCGGAUCCGACCCACCCCUGCAGCUUCCAGCUCUGUACAGCCAGUGCGGACGCUGGAGACUGCUCCACCUGCUGCUGUGCGACGGUCUCUGAGCGUUGGGAGCGACGUUGGGUCUCCUGUCCCGCCGGAGAUACGGAGAUCGACGAUACCUAGUGUUACGGUGAAGCGAGUUGGAAGAGAUACAGUGUAUUUAGUCCCCGCUAAGCGCGCCAGGUAUCCGCGAGCCUUCAAGUGGGACGACAAUUUGAUGCACCAUUUCCCCAAGGAUUUCACGAUCCCCGUGUGUCCCUUGUCGACUAUGUGGGAGUACUGGGUGUGCGGCGAUCCGAUUGCCAAGUACCCACCUUUCCGCAUCCUGGUUGCGCCGGAGCUAGAGGAUGUCAAGACCAGGAGAAUGCUGUCCUCACUGCGCUUUGUGAUGCUCGAGAUCGAGGCACGAGUGCUGGAACACGGUGCAUGGUUGGACAAACCCAGUCCCAGAGAUGCCGCCGCCAUGCUAGAGACAGUGAAAGAGAGCAUUGCAGCUCGUCCCGCCGCAAAGCGAGGCGAACUACACCCCGUUGAGCAGCUUCAGUGGACGUCGCUAGGUCGCAUCCUACGUGACCAAAAGAAAAUGAUCGGUGAGGAUGAAGAAAAUGAAGAAGAAGAAGAGUAACCUAAGCUGUGUAUCGUACACUGUAUGUCGCUUUAAAACCUAUCAGUCGCAACCGUUCAACGCACUCAUGCAUGUUCCCGUAUUGACCGCAGCCGCCGUUGUGUGCCGGGGAUGUCUGAGCGAGCAUGGCGUGGAAUUGCUGUCCCAUGUGGUGACGGGCCUCGACGAGUAUCUGAAUACGUUCUCGAAGAACUGGACAGUGUCCCGAGCCUGCGAAGCCGGAAUUUCUCGACGAGGACUUGAGUACCUUGCUGCUCGAGAUCCAACCUGGGGAGAGGGUUGUAACGCUGCGUACGUCGCAGUGAAGAAGAACUGUCUGCACGUGCUGCAAUGGCUGAACGAAUGCUAUCCUGAUCGCACGUUGUGGGGAAGUCUACAAGGUCGCUGCUUCAUAAACACAGCGGCAGAACGUGGUCACUUUGGAAUCCUCAAGUGGCUUCAUGUUAACCGCAAGGAAGGCUGCACCGUGUUCGCUAUGAGUAUCGUUGCUGCACAUGGACGGUUGGAAAUGGUGCAGUGGCUACAUCAGAAUCGCCGUGAGGGAUGCACGAAGCAGGCGAUGGACGAUGCUGCUGGAAAUGGCCAUUUGGCGGUGGUGGAAUGGCUACAUACCAACCGCGACGAAGGGUGUACUGAAGAUGCUAUGGAUGACGCCGCUGGAAAUGGACAUCUAGAGGUUUUGCGCUUUCUCCACGAGCAUCGCAGUGAAGGAUGCACCAGUACGGCGUUGAAUCUGGCAGCUGCGCAUGGACACUUGGAGGUAGUACAAUGGCUGUGUGCUAAUCGUAAGGAAGGACAAGUUGGUACGGCGUUGCGUGCUGCCACCGAGAACGGACAUGUUGCCGUCGCAGAAUGGCUAUACGAUGAGGUUCGUAGACAGCAACGCCGGAGCGAGUCAACGAUCCGGAACGCUGUGCGUGCAGCAACGGAAGCGGGACAUGGUAACGUGGCUAAGCUACUUGAGCGCAAGUUGAAGCGACAACGGGUUGAGUAGAUAAACGGUUGGUCAAAGGGCAAUACACUUCAGUCAUUUUAAAGUCCUUUCCCAUCAGAGAA